Protopolystoma xenopodis is the source of this 582-nucleotide messenger RNA. The record is from the annotation of a GenBank genome assembly. Lineage: Eukaryota; Metazoa; Platyhelminthes; Monogenea; Polystomatidea; Polystomatidae.
AUGUUGCUGCUGAUUGUGAUUAUGGGCCGCUGGCUUUUGCCUCGAGACGGCAUCAGCCGCGAUCAACUCUCCCAGCUGCUGUUGAUCAACAUCGGCACAGCAGCAGACAUUCUUGAAAUCUUCGAGGCCUUCAACGAGGAGGAGGUGCGCCAAAACCAGCUUCUCCGCAUCCUCAUUCUCACCCUCUGGCAGGCGAGUCUGUUGCAGUUCUGCUUCAACAAGACGGCCACUCGAACGCCCCGUCGGCACCGGCGCUCGCAGGCGAGUCCGCCAGAGCUGGCCGCAGCUCUGCUGACGCAGACUCGCAGCUCCCUCGGUCAGAGUCCCUCCUCGGCGUCGGUGGCCGCCACAGUCAGCCUCGACUUGAGUCGCAGUCACUCGGGCGUCGACUUUCGAGAGGCGAAAAAACAGGUCACCAUUCGUCCUCCCUCACCACGGUCUCAGCCUCGUGCGCGAGAUCGGCGUUGCUGUGCCGGUCGCUGUGGCUCCCGCGUGCUCAGCGCCUCCUCGAGCUCGAGUUCCGACCUAGUCCGACUCGAGGAUGGCCGGCCGAGACACGGGGCCAGACGAGAGUCAGCCAGG